CGCAAAUUCAAGACAGCAACGUUUGCCAUUCCAACCAAUGUCCUCAAUCAAGAACGUGGCCCUAGCAGGAGCCAGCGGCAACGUAGGCAGCCAAGUGCUGAACGCCCUGCUCGCCCAAAACUUCACCGUCACUAUCCUGACGCGCAAGCCUGCAACCGCAACCGCAAACCCCCUUCCCCGCCGCAGCCACCCAAACCAGGACGCAGUAAUCGACACGACCUUUUCCCCAGACAUCGACACCCCACUCCAAUUGAUCGACGCCGCCGCCGCAGCCGGCGUCUCUCGUUUCAUAACAAGCGACUUCGGCCUCGACCCCACCAAUCCCGGAAUCCACGCCCUCCCCGUCUUCGCCCGCAAAAAGGCUGCCUACGAAGCCGUGCAACGCCACGCCGCCACCGCCGCCUCCACACUAACCUACACCGUCGUCGCCUGCGGGGUCUUCCUGGACUGGGCUCUGGAUUCUGGGUUCGCAGGGUUGGACCUCACCGCCCGGAAAAUCCGAAUCUUCGGGGACGGGGAAAACGUCGUCCCCUGGACGACGCUGGCGGAUGUGGGUCGCGCCACGGCGGCGGUGCUGCUGCACCCGCAGGAGACGCGCGAUCGGGUUAUGUAUGUGCAUUCGGUGUAUUUGUCUCAGAGGGAGUUGGUGACGGUGGUGAGGAAGGUGCUUGGGGCGGAGGGGUGGGAGGAGACGCGUGAGAGGGAUAUGCGGGGGUUGAUGGAGGCGGCGGUGGCAGAUCUUAGGGAGGGGCGAGGGGUGACGGCGGCCACGUUUGAGGUGCAGAUUCAGUAUUGCGUGGCUACGCGGGAGUUGGCGCAUCCGUGGGAGAGGGAUGAUAAUGCGUUGUUGGGGGUGAAAGAGUUGGGGGUGGAAGAGGUGGAGGGGUUGGUUGGCAGGAUUGCGCGGGGAUUGUGA
Aspergillus uvarum CBS 121591 is the source of this 916-nucleotide messenger RNA. Its product is annotated as aromatic alcohol reductase. The transcript has 4 exons. Gene Ontology annotation, molecular function: oxidoreductase activity. The record is from RefSeq and is a predicted model, not a curated record. Lineage: Eukaryota; Fungi; Ascomycota; Eurotiomycetes; Eurotiales; Aspergillaceae. Bases 38 to 916 code for a protein of 292 amino acids.